UCAUAGGGUGAUUAUAAGUACUAGAUGUUCCAGAAGAUUUUAGAUCCACGUUUGUGCCCUCUCAGAAGCAGCAAAAUUAGCGUACAGGUACCGGAACUAUUUGCCUGGAUUGGAUAUCAUUGAAGAUAGUUACCAGAGCACGGACUCCGCAGUUCGCCUAUUCUAUAAGUAUCACGAGGAAUUCAUUGAUAAGCUCCAACCGGUGACAUUUGAUGAACUAGCUGUGCUACCAUUUGGAUGUAACUGGGAGAAGAAGAGAACGGUCACCUGUGUUUUCUUGACUCAGAAGUUUCUCAAUCAUAUCUUCACGUUCGUGCUGUUCGGAAAUGAAAAACCCCAUUUCGACAUCAAUAUGUUGAAACCCUUCAUAAAACUUAUGGGCUAUACGGAUCCCAAAGCUGAGUAA
This is a messenger RNA of Cylicostephanus goldi, 406 nucleotides long. NCBI's taxonomy places the organism in Eukaryota, Metazoa, Nematoda, Chromadorea, Rhabditida, Strongylidae. The record is from the annotation of a GenBank genome assembly.